AUGCCUCCAUCAAACCCCCAACGGCAACGAACCGUCGGCGUCUCCCUCAAAAUGUACUUCACCCUCUCCCAAACCGCCUCCUACAUCGCGGCCUGCGCCCCCCUAGGACCCCUCGCCCUCACCCUCAACGUCGACCUCUUCAUCAUCCCAGACUUCCUCUCCCUAACAGCAAGCAGCACCGCUCUCCGCCUAGAAGCACCCACCAUCCGGCUCGGCGCCCAAGACUGCUUCUGGGAAGACAGCGGCGCCUUCACGGGCGAAGUGUCGCCUGCUGUGCUGAAGAGUCUAGGGUGUUCGCUUGUGGAGCUGGGUCAUGCGGAGAGGCGGCGGUUGUUUGGGGAGAAUGACGAGUUGGUGGCGAGGAAGGCCAGGGCGGCGGAGAGGAAUGGAUUGAUGCCUUUGGUGUGUAUUGGGGAGGAGAGGAAUGGGUCCGUUGAGGAGGCUGUGAGGGAGUGUAGGCCGCAGAUUGAGUCUGUACUUGAGGUUACGAGUGAGGAGGUUAUCUUUGCUUACGAGCCUGUUUGGGCUAUUGGCCAGCCGGCACCUGCUGCACCGGAACAUAUCAAUGCGGUUGUGGGUGAGUUGAGGGGGAUCUGUGGGGAAAGGAAAGUUAGGUUUUUGUAUGGGGGAAGUGCUGGACCGGGGACUUUUGAGAAGAUCAAGGGAAGUGUUGAUGGAUUGUUCCUGGGAAGGUUUGCGCAUGAUCCAGAGAGAUUUGCUCAGGUGGUACGUGAGGUUGGCGCUUGA
Cadophora gregata is the source of this 747-nucleotide messenger RNA. RefSeq lists its product as uncharacterized. Gene Ontology annotation, cellular component: cytosol. Gene Ontology annotation, biological process: glyceraldehyde-3-phosphate biosynthetic process; gluconeogenesis; glycerol catabolic process. NCBI's taxonomy places the organism in Eukaryota, Fungi, Ascomycota, Leotiomycetes, Helotiales, Ploettnerulaceae. Bases 1 to 747 code for a protein of 248 amino acids. Gene Ontology annotation, molecular function: triose-phosphate isomerase activity. The record is from RefSeq and is a predicted model, not a curated record. The transcript has a single exon.